Messenger RNA from Poeciliopsis prolifica (blackstripe livebearer), 1176 nucleotides. It is a transcript of the gene dnajb13, whose product is annotated as DnaJ heat shock protein family (Hsp40) member B13. Gene Ontology annotation, cellular component: cytosol. Lineage: Eukaryota; Metazoa; Chordata; Actinopteri; Cyprinodontiformes; Poeciliidae. Gene Ontology annotation, molecular function: protein-folding chaperone binding. The transcript is spliced from 8 exons. The coding region runs from base 212 to 1168 and encodes 318 amino acids. The record is from RefSeq and is a predicted model, not a curated record.
CUUUGACCUUUCUAAGUUUCUUCGUUUCAAAACACAUUUUUAUCUGCUUUAUAAUGCCUUCAAACCUCGCGAGAGCGUUCUAGAUUUUUCCUCACCAUGGCAACCAACAUCAACACGCACGAGGCCGCUUCGUCUCAGUCGACCGUUCAACGUGAGUUGACGUUUUGUGUGUUUUCAGCGAGCGAGCAAGCUGUAAGUGUUCAACCUCACCAUGAACCGUGAUUACUACGAGACUCUUGAGAUAAACAGAAACGCAACAGAUGCAGAUAUCAAAAAGGCAUACCGGCGUCUUGCGUUGAAGUUUCAUCCGUGUAAAAACAGUGAAGCUGGAAGUUCGGAUAGAUUCUUCCAGCUGGGUGAAGCCUACGAUGUUCUCAGUGACCCAAGAAAAAAGGCAACUUAUGACAAAUUUGGUGAAGAGGGACUCAAAGGUGGCAUCCCUGUCGAGUUUACCGGUGGUGGAGCUUGGUCCUCCAAAUAUACCUACCAUGGCAACCCUGACAAAACGUUCAGACAGUUCUUCGGAGGUGACAACCCAUUUGCAGAUUUUUACACCAUAGAAUCAGCUCUUCAGUUCAGCUCCCUGGUGGUGGGAAUUGAGAAGACACAAGAUUCUCCAAUAGAGAGAGAUCUCCCUUUGUCCCUGGAUGAUCUCUUCCACGGAUGCAUAAAGAAGAUUAAGAUUUCUCGCAGGGUUAUGAAUGAGGAUGAACAAACUUCCAGUAUCAAGGACAAGAUUCUGACUAUCGAAGUGAAACCUGGAUGGACGGAAGGCACCAGAAUCGUUUUCACCAAAGAGGGAGAUCAGGGACCAAACUGCAUCCCUGCAGACAUUGUGUUUAUAGUUCGGGAGAAGCCUCAUCAUGUGUUUACAAGACAGCUCAAUGAUCUCGUCUUCAAGGCCAAGAUCUCUCUGGAGAUGGCCCUGACUGGCUUCUCUGUGGAUGUGGAGACACUAGAUGGCAAGCUGCUCACCAUUCCUAUCAAUGACAUUGUGCACCAGUCGUACAAAAAAGUGCUGAGUGGAGAGGGAAUGCCGCUGCCGCAGGAUCCGACCCAGAGAGGAAGCCUCAUCCUCACCUUUGACAUUGACUUUCCAAAAAAGCUCUCCGCUGAAAGCAAGCAGCUGAUCAAGCAAGCUCUAAAUCUGAAAUAUUUACAGUAUUAGCUGAAGGU